Molecule: messenger RNA, 1942 nt
Organism: Gossypium arboreum
Lineage: Eukaryota; Viridiplantae; Streptophyta; Magnoliopsida; Malvales; Malvaceae
Product: receptor-like protein kinase FERONIA
Exons: 1
Coding region: 174-800 (208 amino acids)
Biological process (GO): protein autophosphorylation
Cellular component (GO): plasma membrane; plasmodesma
Molecular function (GO): transmembrane receptor protein tyrosine kinase activity; ATP binding
Source: RefSeq, a predicted model, not a curated record
CAGAAUUUUAUCCACGAAGUUCAAUCCUUUGACCCAAUAAUGGCACUUCCAGAAAGUUGGAAAGUAAUGCUCAAUCCCAAAAUGUAAUUCACAUUUGAAAUGAACAAUGUAAGCUAAUCUGAAGAAACUGUAAUAUUCAAUCAAAUCCAAACUUGCUUCCUUCAUUUCUUGCAAUGAAAAACCCUUUAAAAUCCCUUCUACUUUUCUUCCACAUUAUUAAUAAAUCGCCUAACAAUGCAAAGUUGGAUAAAAGCAGGGGAAAAGGAAGGUCUCCAGGGAAGCAAUGUUCAGCAUUCCCAGAGGGACUAUGCCGACAAUUCUCACUUGAGGAGAUUAAAGCUGCUAUCAGCAGCUUCCGUGAAGACUUUCUCCUUGGUCGUGGUGGUUUUGGAGAUCUAUACGAAGGAAUCAUUGAUGAUGGGACUAUGACAGUUAAUAUUGAGCGCUUUGGGCCAUUUGGACUGCGAGGAGGUCGUGAAUUCCGAACCGAUGUGCAGUUACUGUGUCAGCUACGACACCCGAAUCUUGUCUCUUUCAUCGGAUUCUGCGACGAAGAAGAUGAAAAGCUUCUGGUUUAUGAAUAUAUAAGCAAUGGUUCACUUGAUAAACAUCUUUAUGGUAAUCGUCCUAAUGAUCCACUCUCCCGGAAGCAGAGGCUAACGUUAUGCAGUGGUGCAGCCCGUGGGUUGCAUUACCUUCAUUCAGGAGCAAAGCAUUCGAUAAUCCAUCGUAACAUCAGUAGCCGAAACAUUCUAUUGGAUGACGAAUGGAAUCCUAAGCUUUCCGAUCUUAGCCUGUAAAAGAUGAGCCAAGCUGGUUCUCCUACUGGCUCUUUGAACAUCAAAAUACCAGGUACCGUCGUUCAUAUGGAUCCAGAGUGUUAUAUAACUGGCCGUAUAACCAGAAAAACUGAUGUUUACGCUUUUGGGAUUGUUUUGUUUGAGGUGUUAUGCGGAAGGAAGGCAAUUGAUCUAACAUUGGAAGGGAUUAAAAAAGGUUUUAACUUCUUGGGCUUGUAAAUGUAUCGAAAACGGGACUAUCUAUGACAUCAUUGAUCCUUAUUUGAAGAAGAAAAUAGCCCCUCAAUGUUUCAAGAAAUUUGUGGAGAUUGCCUAUUGUUGUGUUUGCCAGACUGGUAAGGGACGACCUGAGAUGGGGGAAGUAGAGAUGGCGGUAGAGACCGCAUUGGAGCUUCAGAAAAUAGCUGAUUCGGAGGAGAGCGUCGAUCAUCAAGGUGAAUACGAGUAUGAAGAACUGCUACCUUGUCUAUUUGUCAAGAACAAUAUUCCUGAUUAUGGUGGAAACGUAGUGGAACAGGAAUUUGAUAGCUGUUCUGAUGUACAUAGCACGAUUUCGGAUUCGUUUCUAGAUUCUGAAGUGAUACAACUAGCAACGAUAUUGAAUCAGGGAUAAACAAUGAGAAAUCUAUUACUGAAACUCUAAUUCUUUACUUGUUCAAUUAAAGGUGGGUGCCAUUUGUUCAUCCUUCAAUAAAGAUAUGUAUUCCACAAUCAGAAUUCUGCUCCGUCUAAUCAUUGCAAUGAAGCUGGCUGGUCCUACAUGGGAAAUUUGGCAGAAAACAAGCAAUUAGUGAUUACUAUAUAUGCUGUCCUAAGGCCUAAAUUGGUUUCAGAGCAGCUAUGGCGUUCAACUUUCAGAAUUAUAUAUGUUUAAAGUGAUGUCCUGGUAAAUCCUUUCUUAGAUGGGACUACUCUUAGCACUCUUAGGACAUUCCCCCCUUCUUUUUCUUAUUCUAUAUUUCCUUUCCCAGUUAAAUGAAAAUAAGGUCUCCUUGCUCUGUAAAUCUAAACACUGACAUUAAUUAGCUUCUUUGCUAUAAUCUGUUCAUUAAAUUGUGAGAUAUGGACGAUGAAUCGUGCAAAUUCAAAUAUAUGUGGAUAUUUUAUUUGUUUUUUUUUUUUAUGGAUUCAGAUUUAUAGAA